Messenger RNA from Lactuca virosa, 2022 nucleotides. NCBI's taxonomy places the organism in Eukaryota, Viridiplantae, Streptophyta, Magnoliopsida, Asterales, Asteraceae. The record is from the annotation of a GenBank genome assembly.
AUGCUUGCUUCUCUUCCAGUUAAUUGGGCUUCUGUGGUUUUGAUUCCUAGAGGCAUCACUAAUGAUAUAGAGAAAAUCAUGAGGAACUUUCUUUGGAACAGUGGGGAGAACAGGAAGGGAGUUGCUAAAGUUGCCUGGAAUGAGAUCUGUAAGCCUAAGAUUUAUGGUGGUCUUGGAUUGAAGAAUUUAAAAGAUUGGAAUAUUGCUCUGUUGUCCGAUAGAAUUUGGAAGAUUUUAAGUGGUCAUAAUUCUUUGUGGGUGAGAUGGGUGAAUUCUUACCUUUUGGAGGAUAGAAGUUUUUGGGAUGUGGGUUAUAAAGAUAAAAUGAGUUGGAGUUGGAGAAAUCUCUUAAAAAUCAGGCCUCAUCUUCGUGAUUCUUUCUAUGUUCAGAUUGGAAGUGGUGAAGGAACGUUCAUGUGGUUUGAUAAUUGGCAUCAGUUGGGGCCUUUGAGUUAUGUUCUGUCUCCUAGAGAGAUAGCCAAUGCUGGGUACAAUAUCAGAGAUAGAGUUAGUGAUGUUAUUGUUAAUGAAGAAUGGAGUUGGCCAGAUGAAUGGUUAAGAUUGAUCCCGCAGCUAGGAGAGCACCCUGUUCCUAGUCUUAUCAGAGGAAAAAAGGAUGUGGUGUUUUGGUUGAAUUGGAAGGGUGACAUUGUUCCUUUUGCAGUUAAUCAGGUCUCUUCUUCUCUUAUCUGUCAUGAAUCUAAAGUUGGUUGGCAUGAGUUGGUUUGGUUUCAAAAUAGAAUUUCAAGUCACUGUUUUAUUCUUUGGCUUGCUAUUCUUGGAAGGCUUAGAACUCAAGAUAGAAUGAAAAAUUGGAAAGACUCAAAUGAAUUCUGUUGUGCUUUUUGUUACAAUCAAAUGGAUUCCCAUUCUCAUCUGUUUUUUGAUUGCAAUUUUCCAAAGGAAGUGUGGGAUUUGAUGAAAGAUAAGGUGAAUCUUAAGCACAAACCAGGUAUGUUUAUACAAGGAAUUGACGGAUUUGGGAUUUUUAUCACUUUUUCCCUUAAAAGUGAACUUCCGCCUUGGAAACAAGGUGUGUAUAUUCAUGGAAUUGACGGAUUUGUGAUUUUUAUCACUUUUUCCUUUAAAAGUGAACUUCCGCCUUGGAAACAAGGUGUGUAUAUUCAUGGAAUUGAUGGAUUUGGGAUUUUUAUCAUUUUUUCCCUUAAAAGUGAAUCUCCGCCUUGGAAACAAGGUGUGUACAUUCAAGGAAUUGACGGAUUCGGGAUUUUUAUCACUUUUUCCCUUAAAAGUGAAUCUCCGCCUUGGAAACAAGGUGUGUACAUUCAAGGAAUUGACGGAUUCGGGAUUUUUAUCACUUUUUCCCUUAAAAGUGAAUCUCCGCCUUGGAAACAAGGUGUGUACAUUCAAAGAAUUGACGGAUAUUUUUUCUGUAAAACUUCAAGUUUUGAGCUCAUUAUGGAGUUUUUUUGGAUGUUGGAUGAAGAUGCUGAGUUUGGGAUUACUAAAUUGAAGAGUAAGGGUAUUCAAAUUGGGGUGAUUGAAGAUUGGUUUCAUUUGAAGAUCUUGAAGAAUAAUAAUUUUUUUGGGAAAAGGAUUGAUUAUAGAGAUGAGUUUUUUAUUAACGAUUUUUGGAGAGAUGGAUUCUUUAUUUGGGUGGCUAAAGUUGAGAGAUUACUUGUUCAAAGUUGGUUGCUUGAAGUUUGGAUUGGUUCAAAGUUUUUGAAGGAUAAUGGUUUUUUUGGGAAGAAGAUUGGAUACUUUGAAGAUUUUUUUGACAUUGAGAUUUGGUUUGAUUUUUUUAAUGGUUGGGGUUUUGUGAUUUUGGGAAUGUGGAAUUAUGUUUUCAUUGGAAUUCACAAGACUUUUCUUUUUUUGGGAUAUAUGAUGUAUAAAAGCUUAAGGUGUACAAAGUUGGAUGCUAAUUUGGAUACUAAUUUGGGUUUAAAGCUUCGUCAAGAGUGUUUGAAGAAGUUGAGAGGUUUUGGGACUUAUAGACAUUUUUUGAUUGAUUGGGUUGAAGAAGGAGAAUACCACUUUUGGAAGAUGCAUGAAGACUAG